Molecule: messenger RNA, 1969 nt
Organism: Salvia splendens (bonfire salvia)
Lineage: Eukaryota; Viridiplantae; Streptophyta; Magnoliopsida; Lamiales; Lamiaceae
Product: auxin-induced protein PCNT115
Exons: 8
Coding region: 140-1738 (532 amino acids)
Cellular component (GO): cytoplasm
Source: RefSeq, a predicted model, not a curated record
AAAAGGAUAAGGCGGGUCAAAUGGUUGCGGCAGCGAUGACGUACUUCCUCUUCCCAAUCCCCUAUUUUAAGCUCACCAUUCCUCACUUCACUUCACUUCUCACUUCGAUUCAUCACUCAAAAUUCUCAAUUCCGCCAAAAUGGUGCCCAAAAUCAAGCUCGGAUCGCAGGGCUUUGAGGUCUCCAAGCAAGGCCUCGGAUGCAUGGGUAUGUCCGCCUUUUACGGGCUGCCGAAGCCCGACGCCGAUAUGAUCAAGCUCAUCCACCACGCCAUCGAAUCUGGCGUCACCUUUCUCGACACCUCCGACCUCUACGGUCCCCACACCAACGAGAUCCUCAUCGGAAAAGCUUUGAAAGGAGGGAUGAGGGAGAAAGUGCAACUUGCUACUAAGUUUGGGAUAAUAUAUCGGGAUGGGAAGGUUGAGGUACGUGGUGACCCUGCAUAUGUGAGGUCAUCAUGUGAGGCGAGCUUGAAGCGUCUUGAUGUGGACUGCAUUGAUCUCUAUUAUGUUCAUCGGAUUGACAAGCGUGUUCCCAUAGAAGUCACUAUGGGGGAACUCAAGAAAUUGGUCGAAGAAGGAAAGAUAAAAUACAUUGGACUCUCAGAGGCAUCUGCUUCAACAAUUAGAAGGGCUCAUGCUGUUCAUCCAAUAACUGCCCUUCAAAUUGAAUGGUCAUUGUUUACAAGAGAUGUGGAAGAAGAAUUGAUUCCUACAUGCAGAGAACUUGGUAUUGGAAUUGUCCCAUAUAGUCCACUUGGACGCGGCUUCCUUUCAGCAGGUCCCAAGUUGCUAGAGGAGGCAUCAGAGGGUGACAUUCGCAAGUUUUAUCCGAGGUUCCAGGGUGACAAUCUUGAAAGCAACAAGCUCAUAUACAAAAAGAUUUGUGAAAUGGCUACAAGUAAAGGUUGCAGCCCAUCCCAAUUGGCGUUGGCUUGGGUGCAUCACCAAGGUGAUGAUGUAGUUCCUAUACCCGGCACCACCAAGAUCGACAAUUUCAACGACAAUGUAGGAGCACUCUCUGUGAAACUAACUCCAGAAGAGAUGAGCCUUCUAUCAUCUUUGGCUGAGAAUGUCAAAGGAGACAGAUCCAUAGCCAUGGCGAGCACAUGGAAAGAUGCAGACACGCCCCCGUUGGAAUCGUGGAAAGCCGAGGGGAAGAUAAAAUACAUUGGCCUCUCCGAGGCAUCUGCUUCAACAAUUAGAAGGGCUCAUGCUGUCCAUCCAAUAACUGCCCUUCAAAUCGAAUGGUCAUUGUUCUCAAGAGACGUGGAAGAAGAAUUGAUACCUACAUGCAGAGAACUUGGUAUUGGAAUUGUCCCAUAUAGUCCACUUGGACGCGGCUUCCUUUCAGUCGGUCCAAAGUUGCUAGAGGAGGCAUCAGAGGGUGACGUUCGCAAGUCCUAUUUUCCGAGGUUCCAGGGUGAAAAUCUUGAAAGCAACAAGAUCAUAUACGAAAAGAUUUGUGAAAUGGCUACAAGUAAAGGUUGCAGCCCAUCCCAAUUGGCGUUGGCUUGGGUGCAUCACCAAGGAGAUGAUGUGGUUCCUAUACCGGGCACCACCAAGAUCGACAAUUUUAACGACAAUAUAGGAGCACUCUCUGUGAAACUAACUCCAGAAGAGAUGAGCCUUCUAUCUUCUUUGGGAGAGAAUGUCAAAGGAGACAGGUACGUAACCAUGGUGAGCACAUGGACUGACGCAGACACGCCCCCGUUGGAAUGGUGGAAAGCCGAGGGUUGAUAUGCAUGACCUCCUUCCAUGCCUCCAAUAAUUCUUGUAGUGUAGUUAACUACUUGAAAAUCUACCGUCUUCCCUUUAUGUUUGUUUGUGAGUUUUUUGUUUGAGUUGGGAAAUAAGGGAGGAAAUAAUAUUUGCCUCCAAGAUAGUUUGAUACUCCAAUGCUUUCUUGCUGUGUAUUAGUGUGAACCUUGUCUCAAAAAGAUAAAUUAUAUUACCAGUAAUUAUUUGUAA